Molecule: messenger RNA, 354 nt
Organism: Peronospora matthiolae
Lineage: Eukaryota; Oomycota; Peronosporomycetes; Peronosporales; Peronosporaceae
Source: the annotation of a GenBank genome assembly
AUGUUUGCAGCUGGAUUGGAGAGCAACGACGACGACAGCGUCAAGAAUCCAGCAUGGCUCAUAGACUCUGGUGCGACACAGCACAUGUCAUUCUCAAAGCGGUUAAUGACAAACUACAAGACCAUCGAUCCAGUUAACGUUCAUCUCACAGACGACGGGGUCGUGCAGGCGAUUGGGACCGGCAACGUAGUGAUGAUGAUGAAGACACCAAGUGGUGUCAAGAAGGGUGUGCUUACGAAUGUGUGGCACAUUCCAAAGCUUUCACGCAAUCUGUUCUCAGUCGGCCUAUUCACCAAGGAUGUCGCGACAGUGACGUUUGAUACGAGCACCUGUUAUGCAAAUUUCAAGAAUUAG